AGUUGCUUCUGAUCCGAUUCAAAAUUCCCUACAAAUAAUAAAUAAUUCACUCAUGUAGCUUAAAAUGCAAUUAUUAUUCCUAUUGUAUUAGAAUAAUAUUGUAUUCGCAUAUCUGCGUAAAAUAAUGAAUCUACGAUGCAAAUUAUAUUUGAUAUGAUGCAAAUUAUAUUUAAUAUUCAUCAAUUGCCAUCAAAAGUAAAUAUAUUAAUAAAUUAAUUGAUCGAAGAUUAAAUUGGUCGUUGCAGUUGAAAUCCAAAUUUCAAUACAGUAUUUAUUUGAAUGGCUUCUGCCUAAAUAGCUAAUACAGUAGUAAUAUACUGAGCAUAUAAAAUUUGAUUAAAGUCAUAUUUAUUAUGCAGAAGAAUGUGGUACAGUGGAAUGGCUUUGGGCUUCCAACCAAAUGGUUCAGUUCAAAUCCAAUGCUGGUUACAUUGUUAUUGUUUUUGACUUUGGGCAAGAUGAUUAAUUUUUCCCAAAAGUAUAAAUUGAUACCUGGUGGAAUGCGAUUGAUUUUAGAAUGAAAUUGCCGCAGAAUUAGCUGCACGACUGGGAAUAUUCCCGAGGGUGCGGAGGAAGUUUCUCAUCGUGCAUGGCUGUUUAUGUAUCCGAUGACCAGGGGUAAUAAUUAUAUGCGUCUUGAAAUAGGUCACAAGAUAGGUUAUCACAUUAUAAAUACGAUGAUGUAAUUAUUUUUAAUAUUAGGUCGGGCAGGUGCAACAACGCUUUGGACAAUAUUAAGGGAGAAAACGAAUGUGAAAUUACAAAAAGCGGAUGCACAGAUUCCGACAGAAUUAAAGGAUGCUUAUGGGGCAUUUGUCAGGGAAUGCUUAACAAAAAACAAGACAGUUGCUAAGAGGAGUUUCUACAGCGGCAAUGGUGUCCCCGAAACAGAGAAAAUUCAAGAUGGUAGCUAUCGCAAAAAAGUUCAUGAACUUCGACACCACAUAGAGUUGAUGUACCGUUCUGCACACAAUAACCAAGACAAGACAGCCAUUUUGACGUACAACAAUCCGCUGCCGGAUUUUUCUGAUCGUAACGGGGAGGAAGGUCCAAUGCGAUACUACCCUUCGUGGAUAGGGGAAGAGGAAGAGGUGGUUGAUGCACCAGCAUACAAAAAAUGGUUAGAAAAACUUCCAGAUAUCGAUUCCUUAGCUCCCAUGGAAACAGAUGAGACGGAAGCUAAACCAAUAGCAGGUGAUAGCAUAGACCAUCUGCCUGCAACUACAUCAAAGAAGUCUACAAAACUUUCCUUCUUAACAGAAGAAGAUGCAACCUGCGAAGGCACAUUCUGGGCCUCUAGACCUGAAAAACAAAAUGACGGAAAGGAAAAAGAAACGAUUCUACUUAGCAAGCGCACAUCAACAUUUCAAAACAAACCGACAAGGAAAAGAACAUCUCAAGAGAAAAAAAAUGAAAGAUCUUUGACUGCUCCAUCAUCGACAGCAUCAUUGCGGCAACAAAAACCUGACACUUCCUGGCAACCGCUCAGCCUAACAGCUCUCACAGAAUAUAAGCCAACAGUCGAUACAUCUAGGGGUGCUGGGGACUUCGCCUAUGGCAGUACUAACAUGUGGAGACCAAUACUGGCUAAUGACCCUUGAAAAAUAUUUUUAAUUUACUCCUGCAAUAUAAAUAUAAUCAAUCUUCUAAAGGGAAUAAUUUCUGAAAUGUUUAUAUCCAUGAAACUAAAUUUCUAAUAUCUAUGCUUUAGUGUAAAAUAUAAAUAAAUUAAACAUGAAAAAAUAGGUAAAAACAGUGGCGUCGCUGCAGAGAGGGGAGGGGGCCAAAGAGGAGGCAUUAACAAAGAUAAUUUUUUUGUCUCUCAGUUUCCAACCCCCCCACCCCAAUCAUAUCAAUCGCUUUAGAGAAGUUCACGCAGGGCAGUCAAAAAUCCAGUAGUGGGCUUAUCCCGAUCAAUACCAAGCAAUGUGUUGAUUUGAUUAACCUCCCCCCACCACUGGGUCAAAAUGUAAGAGUAUCAAAAUUAUGUAGUGGUUAGGCACCCCACCCCCCUCUUGAUAGUUGCGAGUUGGUUGUUCAACCCUACUGGCAUAGUAUUGUUUAAAGCCACUCAAGUGGCCAUAUAUGGUUAGUUACUAUAUAGUUGAAUAAUUUGGGCGAGAGCCUCUGUGAAGCUCUGGCAAUCACAGAAGUGAGUGCUUCCAUCGGUGGUAAAUAGGUAUCCUGCACUUUUAUGAAGAAUAUUGCAGGAAGAUGGUUCUUGUUGUAUACAAGACCAAAAAUAUCUCUUACAGUGCUCUAUGUCCUACAUUGUACAGGAACAGUAACUUGAUAAAAUAGAACCAGACACACACACACUCUCUCUAUGGUUUUGAUGAACACAAAGUGGACAUAGAUAGAGUCAUUAGGAAAACGUUUUAUGAUGUAGAAUUGUAAAAAUUGUGCUUUAAAUUACAAUAUUAGAACUGCAAUCACAAAUAGGGUAUAUUGUCUGAUGACACACCCCAACCCACAAUCCCUGCUGGUACAGUGCCCCCUUCCAUCCCCACCCCACAAUCCUCAUUGAUGCUGCCACUGGUUAUCAACAGUAGCUAUUGUGCAUCAUUAAAUUUCUAAAUGUUUACUACUGUUUUUAUGCUGAUUUUUACCCACCAAUAACAAUGCUAAAUAUCACUUUGUUUUUUUUUGGAUGAACUUUUUACUGUACUGUAUUUACUGUAAAUACACACAUCUUCCAAAUAAAUUAAUAGAAUUCCAUAAUUAUGCUGAAAAUGAGUAUUCUGUAUUUGUAAAUGAUACAAAAAUGUGUGUGUAAAUUAUAUUUAUUGAAACCUUUGAGAGAUAUUCCGUCCAAAAGAAUUUUUAUUCUUAUAAACAUAAGUACAAUUGAUAUGUAUUUUGCAUUAAAAUUAAAUAAA
Messenger RNA from Anneissia japonica, 2879 nucleotides. RefSeq lists its product as uncharacterized. The record is from RefSeq and is a predicted model, not a curated record. The transcript has 3 exons. NCBI's taxonomy places the organism in Eukaryota, Metazoa, Echinodermata, Crinoidea, Comatulida, Comatulidae. The coding region runs from base 954 to 1601 and encodes 215 amino acids.